AUGCGGAUUAAAUUGCAAACUUCGGUUGGGUCUGCCGGCGUUACAACAAUAGUUACUCAGAAAACUCUUCUCUUGCUGGUUUUGCCAUCCAGAGUUUUAAUAGUGUUGGAUGCCAAAUGCAUUUCAGGACUCAAAAGUCCUUCUAGCCUCCUGAAAAGGUCAAAAGCUGGCAAAUUUAAAGUUUCCCACAUUAUGGAGGGCAGCAGGAGGCCUGGAGCCUGGGGUCACAAUGAAUUUGAAUUCCAGGGUCAUCUCGCUGUCAGAUAUAAUGGAAAUUCUGUAGAGCAAGAAUUGAAGUGGCAGCAAGAAGUGACUGAUGGAACAGAUGAAAUUGAUGGUAGUGGAGUUUCCUGCACUGGGCAGAAGAGGAGUGUCAGAGUCAGUGGGAAAUACAUGCCACCCUUGGACUGGGAGAGAGUUGAAAGGAAACACAUAUCGAGCUCAGCAGGUCAUUCCUACCUUCACUGGCCAGGUCAGUCAGUUGUCACAGGGCCAUGCUUUCACAAGCCAGCUGAAUUCCCAGUGACAGGUGAGCAACGUGGGGAUGGAAAAUGUAGUCAAUGUGGUGGAGACAGUCAAAAGCAAGGAGAGAAGACCACAGAGGAUUGGGAAACAAGCAAUGAGGAGGAAAAGACUCGUGGCAUAUUUGUUUCAAAGGUUGGGAUUUCAAAAGAAACAAUGGAUGAAUUGAAAGCCCUUCUAAAGGAGAGCCCUUUAAUUACCAGCCGGCAAAAAGUGAACAAUGAAAGCAGUUGUUUGCCCUCCAGUUUGAAGGUGCAGAACCCUGAAGAGAAGCCCAGAGAGGAAGAAGGUAAACAUGCCACCUCCUCAAAAGCAUAUUCGAAGGUCCCUGAACAGAUGACAGCACAGAGACCAAGUGAGACAUCUGGUGGCAAUGAGCCACCAAAGCUAGCAGUGGCUACUUCCGAUGCCCAAAAUUCAGACAGUGACAACACCAAAGCAGUGGCAUUGAAGACAUCAGAGCUAUCUAGUCUCACUGACAGCAAACUAGAUUCAAAGCACGACUCAGGUUCAAAAGCCCCAGAUAACAUGAGGCAACUACCUAUGAAUAACAGCACAACUGUUUCACAAACAAGCACUACUAUUGAGCAAGUGAAGCGACAGAUCACAAGAGAAGACAUUAGGUUUAUCCGUUUUGAAGCAAGUGACUUUCAUGGGAUUUCAAGAUCGAAGACUGUUCCAUCUCGUUUUUUUCAGGAGAAAGUGUUUCAUGGCAUGCCCCUCCCAAGAGGUUACCUGGAGCUAACAUUGAGCCCAAAGGAAAAUGAAGUAGAUCAUCCCAGCUUCAAUAGUGACAUACUCCUAAUGCCCGACAUAUCGACCUUCAGAGUCCUCCCAUGGGCUGAAAAAACAGCCAGGGUCAUUUGUGAUUCUUGCUCAAUAACAGGCAACCCUCUUCUGACGUCCCCUAGACAAAUAGCAAAGCUUCAACUGAACCAGCUUCGGGCGUAUGGCUUCAUCUUGCAUUCAUCUUUCACUUACGAGUUUUGGCUUUACAGCUUUGCUCAGACAUUAAACACACCGGCACCUUUCCCUGCUGCAACCCUCCUGAAUAACCAUGACCAGAGCUUUGUGCAGGAGUUAUUCGAUGGCAUGUAUGGUGCUGGGGUCGACAUUGAAAGCUUUUCCUCUUCCCGGGGGCCUGGUCAAAUGGAGGUCUCGCUUCGAGCUGAAUUUGGAAUGGGUGCAGCAGACAAUGCCUUCACAUUCAGGACUGGAGUCAAAGAGCUGGCAAGGAAACACGAUAAUGCUGCCAGCUUCUUCACGCCCUCGGGCUUUGGCAACUCGGGGACAUUUGCCCACACCCUGUGGGAUGCGAAUGGGAGGCAGAAUCUCUUCUGUGAUCCAACGGCAGCACAGGAGCUGUCGGGCAUUGGGAAGAGGUGGCAGGCUGGCCUGGCGCAGCAUGCUGCAGCCCUCAGUUGCCUGGUGGCGCCUAGCCCAUGCUGCCGCAAGCGCUACAGCAAUGGGAAAGGUGAAGGGGUUGUUGACGUGACCUGCGGGUCCAAUGACAACAGCUGUGCCUUUAAUGCCAAGUUCCACGGGGGCGGAGGCGCCCGUCUUGAAAACCGCCUGGCAUCAGCAGUGGCGAAUCCUUACAUUGUCCUUGCCGCCACUGUGGCUGCGGGCCUGGAUGGGCUCAGGAGGGGGUCAUCCGAAAGUGCAACACGGGCUGCACCCAUUCUUCACCCGCUGAAACCCUGUGCCAUUCCCGUUCGACUGGAGGAUGCACUCAAUGCGCUAGAACAUGACCACUGCAUCCGGAGGGCACUGGGCGAGCCUUUCAUCCAACAUUUCAUUGCUGUCAAACAAUUUGAAUUGAAGACACAGGCAUUGGAUGGCGAGGAUGACAAGUACCUAGAGUACUUCAUUUAG
Molecule: messenger RNA, 2397 nt
Organism: Carcharodon carcharias (great white shark)
Lineage: Eukaryota; Metazoa; Chordata; Chondrichthyes; Lamniformes; Lamnidae
Gene: lgsn
Product: lengsin, lens protein with glutamine synthetase domain
Exons: 7
Coding region: 1-2397 (798 amino acids)
Cellular component (GO): membrane; cytoplasm
Molecular function (GO): glutamine synthetase activity
Source: RefSeq, a predicted model, not a curated record